AUGACCAAGAACCGCCGACACGACAUCGUGAAGCCCUCCAAGUAUAAGACGUCGAUCUGCACGUUCUUCCGUCGCGAAGAAGGCUGCCCGUUCGGUGAAAAGUGUGCCUUUGCCCAUGGAGAGGAUGAGCUGCGGUCGGAGCCGAAGGACACGGCCUCACUGCCGGAGGCACCGGCAGCAGAUGGAGUGACACCAGCGGCCGCCCCGCUGUUGACAUUUGACUCGACCCCCUCAGAGCACGUUAAUGCGCGAGCAGCUUUAGGAGAUGAGCAACACAGCGAUGCGCUGGCACAGCAGGUGCAGCAUGACUCAUCUGCCACUACGGUCACUCCUGCCGAGGCGAAGCGGAAGGCCAAGAAGAGGGGAUUCGAUGUGCCUUCGACGCCGUCUGGAAACACCCAGGGUCUCCCUGGCGGCGGCCUCGGUGGCAGCAGUGGCGCAGCCAGAGGAGACGCCCCCGCCACUCGAGGGCACAUCUUGCCGAAGCGUCGUCAGCCGCUACCCCCGCCGCCGCCGUCGUCUCUUCCUGGGCACGGGCCGAUGCUACCCACCGCGUUUGGCCUCUCUGUUGCCCAACCACCGCUCUCGCCACCGAGGCCUCCUUCAUUUGCUCUUCCCGGAGACUUUGGUGGUCUAGCGUACGCUGGCAUGCCGGCGGUGAUGUCAGGAAUGCCCCACUACAUUCCUGUGAUGGGCCACCACCCCUUCUCGGCCAUCAAUGAUAACCAGCACGCCAUCAACGUAGCCCCUGUAAUGCUCAGCCUUACGUCGUACGCGACUCUGCAGCCCACCAUGCAGCUACCGCCACCACCACCACCACCACCGGUGCCUGCAUUGAGCUCUUCUGCGCCGCCCGGUGUGACCGGACCGGCCAGCGGUGCCGCCUUUGCAAAUGCGCUACCGAGCGGGGAUGCGAAGCGCCGGCAGCGCCAGCCCCUGCGACCCGUGGUGAAUAGUACCACCAUGACACACAGCACCGGCCGGCACCCAACCAAUGCAUUUGCGAUGGUGUCGGAUGAGGUGGCCACACCGCCAUAUGUCUACGGCCUUAUGGCUGCAGCCGGUGUACUCUUGAACUCUUCCUCGGCACCGGCGAGCAAUACACGAGCGAGCAGCGGCAUGAACUACCCGCCUUCUGAUCCACCGUGUGUUGCGGCCUUUGGGGGUUUUGCUGCAACGCCUUCACUACAUCCUUCGACGGAGCCGAUGCCAGACAGCAACGACAGCGGUGUUCGUAACUCUCGGCGUACGCCACCAACAACGGUCAGCAGCAACGCCCCUGCAGCGCAGUUGCCUCCGCCGAACUUCGCGACAGCCGCGCCGGCGCCGACGACUGCUGUGCAGCAUCGACUGAAUAGUGCGAGCAACUGUCAGAGUGGCAGCGCUAGCAGCACGGUGAUCGGCGACAGCUUGUGGGGCUCAACGGAAAGAACCGUUCACCCCUCGACCCCGUCUCUGUCCAGCCGCACAGAUGCUGCCACCUCGUUUACUGAUAGAUGCGGCAGCAGUGCGGAGGACUACAGCGCCAUCUUGUCAAGCCUCGGCAUUGGCGGCUCCUCGUAUACAACCAUCCCCCUCAACCGGUUCAUCUGCGAGCGUGGCACUACCAGUAACGAGGAUGACGUCAGCGUGGAAGGCGACUUUGACUGGACAGCUGCGGUGGAGCGUUGGUUGUCGACGGCUCGCGAGGAUGGCGUGGGGGACAGGGCGACGACAGCAUCGGCGGAAAAUACGCCGACCGUCGGCGCCAAGGCCGUACCGACGGAUGCGUCAAGCACCGCUUCGACUCCUGAAGCAAGCACCACCACGGCGAAGAGGCUGGCAGCGGUAGCAACAACGUACCACCCGCAGGGCGGCCGCUCCGUCUUGGCCGCACUUAACGGUAAUCCAGUCCUCAUGGACGUGGAGCUAAAGAACAAAGCGUUUAGCACGUCUUCGCCAGCAACGGAGGCGAGGCGCAGACCGGCGGCGGCGGUGUGCCAGGUGUCACGGGCGGCGGGUGGCAUAGCUUCGCAGGCGCCGCGCCGCGCCCCCGUCAUGAAGAACCAAUUUAAGAGCUCCUGCGCGGCGGAGGCGGACUCCGGCGCGGUGCUGCUCUACUGCGCUGAGAAGAAUACGUUUGUGUACAUCGCCUCUGGUAGCUCAGGGACGGCAGUGGCAAUGACUCCAGGGAAGCGUCGUGGCCAGGUUGUUGCAGCGGCUACGGCGAGUAGUGCUGCGCCAUCCCAGCGCGCAGUAAAAUCGUCCGUUGCAGCUGUGAGGGCCUGGCAGGCGCUUGCUCAAUCUCUGGACAACCCCAGCACCGCUGGCCGCCACGACAUCCUCGGCAUUCAUGUGCGCUUCGUCCCUGGACGUCGGAAGCGUUCAGUGUUGGAAGAGGUGCCUGACGAAGAGGCCGAGUAUUGUAUCUAA
Leishmania braziliensis MHOM/BR/75/M2904 is the source of this 2412-nucleotide messenger RNA. RefSeq lists its product as hypothetical. The record is from RefSeq and is a predicted model, not a curated record. Bases 1 to 2412 code for a protein of 803 amino acids. Gene Ontology annotation, molecular function: metal ion binding. Lineage: Eukaryota; Euglenozoa; Kinetoplastea; Trypanosomatida; Trypanosomatidae. The transcript has a single exon.